AUGGAAAGAACAAAUUAUUGUGCUUUAUUACAUUUUGUGAUAAAACAUCUCGACGAAGAUUUUGAAUCAGUUUUUAAAAAAUGUGAAAAUUUUGAUAUUAAUGCAUUGAAUGAGCUUACAUUUUUGAAUGUACCGGAAGCGAGUAAGUCUUUACUUCAUUUAGCUAUAAAGGAAAGAAAACAGAAUGUAGUUCAAGUUUUAAUAGAAUUUGGUGCAAAUGUUGAUAUUAAAGACGGCCGUGAACGAACACCUUUAUUUUACGCCGUUCUUUUUAAACAAGUAGAAAUAGCAGAAAUGCUUUUAAAAGCAGGAGCGGAUGUUAAUGCGAAAGAUGGUAAAAAUAUGAUGCCAAUAAAUUAUGCAUUUGGUGAAAGAGAAGAUUCGAAUAGCAAUGAAAAAUACAAACCCUCGAAAUUAGUAACGCUCUUGUAUUCCUAUGGAGCUGAUUUGAAUUUCAACAAUCAGAGUGGCUCAAUGACAUUGCUUAUGGUUUGCAAGGAAGGCAAUUUCAGAGAAAUAGAAUUUUUAAUUGAACAUGGAGCUGAUUUAAUGUCCCGUGAUUGUCGCGGUACCACGGCAUUACAUUCUGCAGUUGAGGGGAAUAACUACAAUCUUGUAGAUUCUUUAUUACGUAACGGUUUUGACAUUAAUGCUAAAGAUUCAUACGGCCACAGUCCUGUUCACAGGCUGGCAACUUUUUCGGACGAUAUGUAUGAACUGCUUGAUGCGUAUGGAGGCGAUUGCAGUGAUACAUUGAAUGAAACCCAUUGUAAUAAAAUUAAAGAAUCCGCAAAUAUGGUUGAAUUUUUAGCGGACAAUGGAGCAGAUAUCAAUAUUUUUAUGCAUGAAAAAUAUACUCCUUUGUUGUGUAGCGUUCAUAGGAAUCAUCUUGAAAUAACCGAAUGCCUUUUGGAGUUAAACGCCGAAAUUCCUAAAGAUUUAAAUGAUCCGUAUUAUUACCGCAGUUUUCCUGAGUUUCACGAAAAUUUAAAGUUUAUUUAUAAUAGAAUUACAACGUGGGUACUAUUAACAUCAUUUUUAGCACUUAAAAAUAUCGAUGUUCAUGAUUAUUCUAUUUUGGAUGAAAAAUUUCAAUGGGUCUAUCCCUUUUUUAAAAAGUGCAAAGAAGAAGUGAUCAAAAUGCAAGAAAGAAGAAUAUGGGCAGAUCGAAAAGUUUCAUUUUUUGAUUUUCUAAAUGAAGAUUUGUUGAAGGUGACAAAAUAUUUCAGAAAUGAUGAUGUAAUGUCUGUUUUGGAAUCUGAAAAAUAUCACGAAUUUCCAGAUUACACAUAUAUGUUUGAAAAGCGUAAAGAGAGAGUUGAGAAAAUGAAAAAUUGUCAGAAUGUUUUUAUUCGUUUUCUCGAGGAAUUUUUUAAGAGAAAUUUACCAACCCUGGCAAUUGAUAAAAUAAUUAGUUACUUGACGGCUGGUGAUCUGCGAAAUUGUGGAAGAGCAUUAUGUAUAACGGAAGAAUCACCUAAUGGAAAAUAUUUCAUUGUUUACCAAAAAUAAUAAAUUUCAUACAUUGUAAGAAACAUUCACAAUAAGAAAAG
Messenger RNA from Leptopilina heterotoma, 1553 nucleotides. Its product is annotated as putative ankyrin repeat protein RF_0381. The transcript has a single exon. Gene Ontology annotation, molecular function: protein binding. The coding region runs from base 1 to 1512 and encodes 503 amino acids. NCBI's taxonomy places the organism in Eukaryota, Metazoa, Arthropoda, Insecta, Hymenoptera, Figitidae. The record is from RefSeq and is a predicted model, not a curated record.